Vigna angularis (adzuki bean) is the source of this 1261-nucleotide messenger RNA. Its product is annotated as GABA transporter 1-like. NCBI's taxonomy places the organism in Eukaryota, Viridiplantae, Streptophyta, Magnoliopsida, Fabales, Fabaceae. The transcript is spliced from 7 exons. Bases 231 to 1040 code for a protein of 269 amino acids. The record is from RefSeq and is a predicted model, not a curated record. Gene Ontology annotation, cellular component: plasma membrane.
AACUUACAGCAUUUUGUUAAGUGGAUGGGGUGAGAUUGGUGAUUCAGAUAAAGCCCGCGAACUGUUUGAAGCAAUGCUUGAACAAGGAUGUCCAGUGGAUUUGCUUGCGUAUAACAAUUUGUUGGGCGCUCUUUGCAAAGUGCAAAUGAUGUGCAAUCAGCUUUCAGGGUUCUUGAUAAAAUGAGAAGAGUGGGAAAAGGCAGAAACAAAGUAUUAGGAGCAGAAACAGAAUGGAGUCAACGCGAGAAUUGGAAACAGAGAAAAGCGAUUCAGAAGAAGCAGUGAGAGGUAAAGGAACAUGGAAGCAAGCAGCUUUCCAUGUUGCAACCACCAUUGCCACCCCUGCUGCUUUUGCCCCUUUGCCCUUUGCUAUUGCUUCUCUCGGUUGGCCUCUUGGUGUGAGUAGUCUGGUGAGUGCAACACUAGCCACCUGGUACUCUAGCUUUUUGAUCGCUUCUCUGUGGAAAUGGAACGGGGAGAAGCACUUUACCUACAGACAUCUGGCACAUAGUAUUUUCGGAUUGUGGGGGUACUGGUCUAUUGCCAUUUUUCAGCAGGUAGCUUCUCUGGGAAAUAACAUUGCCAUUCAAAUUGCAGCUGGCAGCAGCCUUAAGGCAGUUUACAAGCACUAUCAUGAUAAUGGAACAUUGACCCUGCAGCAUUUUAUUAUUUUCUUUGGAAUCUUUGAACUACUUCUCUCCCAGCUCCCGGAUAUUCACUCACUGAGAUGGGUAAAUGCACUCUGUACUUUCAGCACAAUAGGCUUUGCUGGUACAACCAUUGGUGUUACCAUUUACAAUGGGAAGAAGAUUGAUAGGACUUCAGUAAGUUAUAGUUUGCACGGUAGCUCUGCUUCUAAGUUCUUCAAAGCCUUCAAUGCGCUUGGGACCAUUGCCUUUUCCCGCUUUUCAUUCUCGCAAACUGGAGAGGCUUUUCAGGAGGGCAAAGGGACCUUUUUGAAGGAAUUCUUCAGGCUGGUUCAACUAUUGUGGAGAACCUUAGAACAUACAAGCAACCCAUAUUUGUGUACAUCCCAAUGAUGGGGGAACUCCGAGGUGGUGCAUGGGUGGUUGUUGACAGUCAAAUCAAUUCAGACCACAUUGAAAUGUAUGCUGAUCGAACAGCUAAAGGUAAUGUCCUUGAGCCAGAAGGAAUGAUUGAGAUCAAAUUCAGAACAAGGGAAUUGUUAGAGUGUAUGGGUAGACUGGAUCAACAAUUGAUAACUCUGAAGGAAAAACUUCAGGAAGCCAAGAGUAACAGG